This is a messenger RNA of Patiria miniata (bat star), 2681 nucleotides long. It is a transcript of the gene galnt11, whose product is annotated as polypeptide N-acetylgalactosaminyltransferase 11-like. Gene Ontology annotation, molecular function: Notch binding. Gene Ontology annotation, cellular component: Golgi apparatus. The coding region runs from base 192 to 2093 and encodes 633 amino acids. The transcript has 11 exons. Lineage: Eukaryota; Metazoa; Echinodermata; Asteroidea; Valvatida; Asterinidae. Gene Ontology annotation, biological process: regulation of Notch signaling pathway. The record is from RefSeq and is a predicted model, not a curated record.
UAUUAUGCGCAUAUAUUCAAGCGCUUUUUAAUCCUGAACUUUGGUGCAAAUCCCUUGCGCGGCGCUUUGUGUGAUCGUUACGGUCCAGUCAAAAUCCGGAUGGGGAUCAGAAUCACGAUUUGUGUUUGAAAGUGUAUUUUCAUGCCUGAGAUUAAGAUGUUUGACAGUUGAUACCGGUACAUCACUGCAUAAUGGCUAGUCUUCGUUUUCGGUGUUUCUGCUAUGGCAUUGUUGUAGCUUCAGUCACAUGGGCUAUUAUCAUUUACAUGAUUUUAGCUGAUGUGAAUCAUCAGGAGAGUGAUUUCUGGAACAGUCAGGACUAUAAACGACAUCCACACCAUUUAGUGGUCAACCACCCUCACAAAUUUGUCAAGCCGUGGAGAGUAAACCAUGAAGAAAAUAUGCCGAUAGCAAAAGAUGAUGCUGUAAAAAACAACAUCUUAUUUGAUGUAAACUUGAGCAAUAAUCAUCCAAAUGAGGAGAAUGGCCAGUUUGGACACAAGGAGAUGCAACACAAUGAUAUUGAUCAACAGGCAAAGAGCCAAGGAAAGAGUGAGAGUGUUCUAGGAAUAGUAAGGACAGCUGAUGAUAGAAGGUUACGAGAUGAAGGCUUCAGACGACACGCCUUCAAUGAAUUAGUCAGUACAAGAAUAGGAUAUCACCGCAGUUUAAUAGACUCCAGAAAUCCUUUAUGUAAAUACAAAGUGUACUCUAGAGAUCUACCCAGAGUCAGUGUCAUCAUUUGUUUUUACAAUGAGGCCUGGUCUACAUUAUUGCGCACUGUACACAGUGUGUUGGAUAGAACACCAAGAGAACUUCUUCAAGAAAUAAUCUUACUUGAUGAUUAUAGUGACUUUGAUCAUUUAAAAGCUGAACUUGAUGAGUACAUAAACAAGCAUCUGUCUCCAUUAGUGAGAGUACUACACAAUAGUCAGAGGGAAGGUUUAAUCAGAGCACGUACUAUUGCAGCCAGACAAGCCACAGGGGAAGUGCUUAUGUUUCUGGACAGUCACUGUGAGGUGAAUGAGAAAUGGUUAGAGCCUCUACUAGACCGUAUUCAGCAUGAUAGCCAUACCGUAGUAUGCCCUAUCAUCGAUAUCAUCAACUCGGAUACGUUUGAUUAUCAAACAUCACCUAUGGUCAAAGGGGGAUUCAACUGGGGACUGCAUUUUAAAUGGGAUAAUCUCAACAGUAGUCAACUCAGUGGAAAAGAAGAUUUUGUUAAACCAUUCAGGUCACCUACCAUGGCAGGAGGUCUGUUUGCCAUCAAUACUGAAUACUUCCAUCAACUUGGUGCUUACGAUGAAGGUAUGGAUAUAUGGGGUGGAGAAAACUUGGAAAUAUCAUUUCGGAUAUGGCAAUGUGGAGGGACGUUGGAGAUUGUGCCGUGUUCAAGGGUUGGUCAUGUUUUUCGCAAACGUCGACCAUAUGGUUCCCCAUCAGGUCAAGACACAACAUUACACAAUGCCCUGCGAGUAGCACAUGUCUGGAUGGAUGAUUACAAGGAAUACUUUUUCCAAACAAAUAAACUUGCCCGUGGCAUGACAUAUGGUGAUAUCUCGAAGAGAGUCCAGCUGCGACAGAAGCUUCAGUGUAAAUCAUUCAAGUGGUAUUUAGACAACGUGUACCCAGAAAUGAGAUUACCAAAUGAAACCAGUAGUCUUGCUGCAAACCAUGCACUUCAGGAAAAGAAACGACCACCACUGGCUAUAAGGAAGGGACUGCUUUAUCAACCCUCCCUGUCAUUAUGCAUGGUAGCUGAGAACUCGGCAACUCAGAAGGGAGCUAAACUGUUAUUACAAAAGUGCAACAGGAGACAAAAAAAUCAGCUAUGGUAUGAGAGUGAAUCCCAUGAGUUGCGUCUUGCUGACUACCUGUGUCUUGACCAACCUGAGAGUAAUAGUGCUGCAUUACCAAGACUCAUGAAAUGCCAUGGCUCUAGAGGAUCACAAGAAUGGAGAUUUAAUGAUCAGGCCUUGUAUCAUCCGAGUACAGGACAGUGCCUUGCUACUAAGACAGAAGGUCAUGUGAUCCAUGCUGCACUUCAAAUAUGCAAUGAUGCUCCAGACCAGGUGUGGAUAUUCCAAACAUGAGGCAUUACCAAGACUGACAGCCUUCAUAGCCUAUUCAGAAUCAUCCUUCACAUCAAUUUCAGUGUGAAGUUGCUGAUGUAAUUCGCUUCUUUUUGUACGUUAAUGUGAAGUACGAACCAACCUUUACUAUAUCAGUCUUACUUGAAAUAAAUCUAUCUGAUCUAUGAAUCACCAGAUGUAAGUAUGUAUGUUGAAAGUCUGAGAGAAGUGUCAUGUGACUAAGACACUUGAACCUGUUUAACGCGAAUAACUAUCACGCGAAUAAUUAUUGGUAGUGUAUAAUGCAACUAAAUUGUGUAAAAGUUGAUUGGAUUUUUAGUAACAAAAAAGGGACUCCAAUGUGCAGGCACAUGUCCACUUAUAUAAAUAUUCAAUUUGUUGGUGUGUUUUUAAAAGUAGUGUAACAUCUGUUUACAGUUUUCUUUGUGUACAGUUUUCUUUGAUGUGUAUUCCAGGAUUGUUGAAUCUAGGGAAGGAUGCUGAUAUUGACUCUAUGCAUGAACGGAAGUUGGUGUCUUGUGAACAGUCAUGAGAGUGCUAAGUGCAGGUCAUUACUUCAUGCAUGUACAGGUUUGCAUAUAUGGCACC